Messenger RNA from Sycon ciliatum, 4181 nucleotides. RefSeq names its product DNA topoisomerase I, mitochondrial-like. Gene Ontology annotation, biological process: DNA topological change; chromosome segregation; DNA replication. The transcript is spliced from 41 exons. Gene Ontology annotation, molecular function: DNA topoisomerase type I (single strand cut, ATP-independent) activity; DNA binding. The coding region runs from base 74 to 2506 and encodes 810 amino acids. Gene Ontology annotation, cellular component: chromosome; nucleolus. The record is from RefSeq and is a predicted model, not a curated record. NCBI's taxonomy places the organism in Eukaryota, Metazoa, Porifera, Calcarea, Leucosolenida, Sycettidae.
CAAAAACUUGUUCUCGGGACUUGUCCUUGUUCCGACUUUGUCAGCUUCUCUCUCGUUCGCGUGUGGAGGAAGUAUGGCGACUACCAAUGAUCAGGCUGUUUCUGGGGAGCCACCAUCCGCCGCUGUCUCAUCUGCAGUGAAUGGUUCAUCCAAUGGGACAUCUAUCAAGGCUGAAGUGACCUCACCUGUCAAGAAAGUGAAAUCACCCACUAAACCUGUUCUGGAGAACCCAAGGAAGAGAAAGCCCGGUCAGUUUCCAGAUUCGUCUGACGACGAUGAUGUGCCAUUGGCCAAGCGCAAGGAUGUGCCUUCAGGUUCAAAGAAGCCUAAGCCAUCCACUCCGUCUGCAACAAAGCCCAAAGUGAAGACAGAGCGUCUCUCAAGCCCGAUAAAGCUAGCAAAACCAGUGAAGACUGAACGGUCGCCAAGUCCCACCAAACCGAUAAAGGCCGAGCCUGUAGCACCCAGAGCUGCCAAGCCACAGAAAUCCUUUCUGGAGUCUGACUCUGAGGAUGAUCGCCCACUGGGCCAGGUUCAGCGGACUAAAGUGGCCAAGAAACCGUCCACUCCAGCUCAGAAGCCGGUGAAACGUCGCAAGUCUGCGGCCGCUGACAGUGACAGCGAUGAUGACCUCCCACUGGCCAAAGCAAAGCGGAGGCCAUCCUCAGCGUCAUCUCGCUCUGCAACCCCGGCGAAGAAGGCAACGGCUAGUAAAGUAAAGACAGAAAAGGCUGAUGUGAAGCCAAAGCCUGGCAGCCGCAAAUCUGUAAAGGAAGAGGCUGAGAAAAAGCCAAAGGUUCCGAGAAAAAAGAAGGAAGAAGAGGAGCGUGAAGUUUGGAAAUGGUGGGAGGAAGAGCCGCUUGAAGAUGGCGUGAAGUGGAAGACCCUGGCGCACAAGGGGCCAGUUUUUGCUCCAGCGUAUGAGCCACUUCCCGACAGCGUCAAGUUUAUGUAUGAUGGCAAAGCGUACAAGCUGAGUGCUGCGGCAGAAGAAGUGGCUGGCUUCUUUGGCAGGAUGUUAGAACAUGAUUACACCAGCAAAGAAAUCUUCAUCAAUAACUUCUGGGAAGACUUCAGAAAGGAAAUGACAGACAAGGAACGUAGAGACAUCACGUCUUUCAAGAAAUGUGAUUUCAAGCAUAUGUUUGAAUACUUCAAGAUGAAAACCGAGGAGCGCAAGGCUAUGAGCAAAGAGGAGAAGCAGAAACUGAAAGAGAAGAAUGAAGCCCUUAUCAAGGAGUAUGGCUUCUGUCUGAUCGACGGGCACAAGGAGAAGAUAGGAAACUUUCGUCUUGAACCGCCAGGAUUGUUUCGGGGUCGUGGUGAUCACCCUAAGCAGGGCAAACUCAAGCGUCGGAUCCAGGCUGAGGACAUCACGAUCAACAUUGGCAAGGAUGCUACUGCUCCCGAGCCUCCAGCAGGACACAAGUGGAAGGCAGUACAACACAAUAACGAGGUAACGUGGCUUGUCAGCUGGUCGGAGAAUAUUAAUGGUGGUAUCAAGUACAUCAUGCUGAAUGCCACCUCCAAACUCAAGGGUGAGAAGGAUUGGCAAAAGUAUGAAACUGCACGGCGUCUCAAGAAUGAAGUGAGCAAAAUCCGUUCUAAGUAUAUUGACGAUUGGAAGUCAAAGAUGAUGAGCAUUCGACAACGUGCCGUUGCUGUGUACUUCAUUGACAAGCUUGCAUUGAGAGCGGGUCAUGAGAAAGAUCCUGAUGAGAGUGCAGACACUGUUGGCUGUUGUUCAUUGAGAGUGGAACACAUCAAGCUCCAUGAGCAACAUGAAGGCAAAGACUAUGUUGUUGAGUUUGACUUUCUGGGAAAGGAUUCUAUCCGGUAUCAGAACCAUGUCCCCGUUGAGAAACAGGUCUUCAAGAAUUUGAAACUAUUCAUGAAAGACAAGGAGCAAUCUCAUGAACUCUUUGACAGACUACAGACUACUUCUCUGAACUCACAUUUAUCAGAGUUGAUGCCUGGACUAACUGCCAAGGUGUUCCGUACAUACAAUGCCUCAUUCACGCUACAGGACCAGUUGAAGAAAUUAACGAAAGCUACUGACAACACAGCAGCCAAGACUCUGUCCUACAAUCGUGCAAAUAGAGCUGUGGCCAUUCUCUGUAACCAUCAGCGCUCCGUUUCCAAAGGUCAUGACCAGCAGAUGGAAAACCUUCAGGGCAAGAUUGAUGAGAAGAAAGAACUGAUUGUUGCUGCUAAGAAGGAGUAUCGGGCGGCCAAGAGAGAAAGGGGGGAUAUUGAGAAGGAGAAGGCAAAGAAGAAGCUAGCUCGCUUGGAAGACCAGCUUGAGAAACUGGAAGUGCGCCAUACUGACAAGGAUGAGAACAAAUCCAUUGCUCUAGGCACGUCCAAGCUAAACUACCUUGAUCCUCGUAUCUCUGUUGCAUGGUGCAAGAAAUUUGAGGUGCCGCUCGAAAAGGUCUACAACAAAACACAACGCGAGAAGUUCAUGUGGGCUAUUGACAUGGCUGAUGAGACAUUUGAGUUCUAAUUCACAGGACGAAGGUGUGAAUUGUUGACACACUAUGCCUUGGUUGACACGCUAUGCCUUGGUUGACACGCUAUGCCUUGGUUGACACGCUAUGCCUUGGUUGACACGCUAUGCCUUGGUUAACACUCUAUGCCGUGGUAUUCUCCUCGGUUCUGUGACCAUGACAAUGUCAGUGAAUGUGAACGCCUAGUUUCCGUUGCAGUGCUAAUUCUUUGUCAAUGUACACUGCUAUAUCCUCUGACUCCCAUCAGAGUAAGGUGUGGAAAGGCUCGUUGCAGAUGGUUUGUAGCGACUGGUCUCUCUCUCUCUCUCAGCUAUGUUACCCUGUUCACGACUUGUGCUGCUCUGUUCUUAUAACUCGACUGCAUGUCUCUUUAGCUUGCCAUGUAGACAUCUUGUAUAGACCUCUUUCUAUGAGGUACCCCGUCCCGACUUAGACCUGUUUUGUACACGUCCUGAUCUGUUUCGGUGAGGUACUAGUCGGUGUCUGUCCCCCAUAGCAAUCCCCUCUAGAUGUACACAUCGUCGCUGUCAUUGUCAAUCUUGUAUACUUUCUGUACAGCUUUUCUAGAAGAUGUCUAUUUUUGCCAUUUCUGUUACGUGUUUACAGACUCUUGAUGCUGCUGCUGCUGAUUAUUAUUGGUGCUGGUUUUCUUAGUGGCAUGUUCUUGUUGGUGUUGCUGCUGCUGCUGUUGUUAUUUUGUAGCUUUGCCAACUGCUGUAAAUACUCCUAGCUGUAUUUAGUGGCUGUAGCUGCGUGCUUUAUGUUCUAUGCGCCAAACAAUCUGCCUACAUUUGUACUUAUAUCUCUUUGUGUUGUACAAAACUUAUCGCCUCUCCUCCAAUGCUGUAAUGGAUACGGUUACCAUUUUAUCAUACAUGGAGAUAUGUAAAUGCUCUACUGCUGCCAUCGAUCGCUUCACAACCGUAAUGAGGCGUGUCUACUUUCAAGUGCCAUCAUGUAAGCUGCUCGUGUGUACUCUGCUCGUACCGCCAUCCCAUCGUCAUUAUUCUUACUGGUUGUCAUGUGUUACCAUGGUUACAGCCUGUUUUCUGUUAGCAUCAACAUGCACACAGCCGAUAUGUUUACCUUUGUUGGAUGAUAGUGUCUCUUGACGUUGCUCGGAUAGCGAGUGCACCGCCACCGCCGUGGGCAUGCAUGCACUGCACUACUGCAGCUGCUGAUGUACAGGGGCAUGCAUGCACUGGACUGCCGCUGCUCUACAGGUUCUACCAUGUGUAAUUUAUUUCUUCACUGAAUUCCGAGUCGUCUCUGGUACUUUUUGAAAACCCAACCACCUUGCGGUUUCUACAUAUUCUUUUUUCUUUUUCCUGCCACUGUUCUUCGUGCUGCUGGUGCGCUGCUGUUGCCAUGGCAAAAGUCACCAAACUAACCCUGAUUUCUAGAACAUGGUCAAGCCGUACGCUGCCACUGCUGCCUACCACCACCAUGGCUGCACAAGUCGUUGGAAAGGCUCUGCUCUGCUCUGCUCACACUCAGCUCAGUGUGUUUGGCACUGCUUCCACUAGGCUCUGGUGACCUCACAUCGACUGUCUAACUGUUUUCGUAUACAGCGUAUAGUAGUGUGCGUUUCAUGAAACUUUCUUUUAUCUCCCAGACCACUGACUUGAUCCAUCAUAUAAUAAAAAAGCAAGAAUUGACUUUAGUAACUGA